GCAGCCCGAGCAUCAUAUAACUACCCUGCAACAAAUGCUUCAGCAGGGAAAUGCUCUGUACCAUUUUCCCGGCCUUUUCUCUUCCGUUCUCAGAUCAAUCAUCCAAACGAGAAAAGGAAAGCCAUCUGCGAUAUAUAUAUAUAUUUUUCCUGAAGAACAGAUCCAGAGAAACUUUUCCAGCCAGGAUCUUCGAUAAUCGCAAAAAUGUCCGGCCAAAGUCAGCGUCUGACUGUCGUUCCCACCGUCACUAUGCUUGGCGUCAUGAAAGCCCGCCUUGUUGGUGCCACUCGCGGCCAUGCCCUCCUCAAGAAGAAGAGCGAUGCUCUUACAGUUCAAUUCCGUCAAAUCCUUAAGAAAAUUGUCUCCACAAAGGAAACCAUGGGUGACAUCAUGAAGACCUCUUCUUUUGCACUCACUGAAGCUAAAUAUGUUGCUGGUGAGAACAUCAAGCACAUUGUCCUCGAGAAUGUCCAUUCAGCAUCUUUAAAAGUCCGGUCCCGCCAAGAGAAUGUUGCCGGCGUCAAACUCCCGAAAUUCGAGUACUUCCAUGAUGGGGAGACCAAGAAUGAUCUCACUGGCCUGGCCCGUGGUGGCCAGCAGAUUCAGCUUUGCCGCACUGCUUAUGUUAAAGCAAUAGAAGUUCUUGUCGAGCUAGCUUCACUUCAGACAUCAUUUCUGACGCUUGACGAGGCAAUUAAGACCACGAAUCGGAGGGUGAAUGCUCUGGAGAAUGUUGUGAAGCCGAGGCUGGAAAAUACUAUCAGUUAUAUCAAAGCGGAAUUGGAUGAGCUCGAGAGGGAGGAUUUCUUCAGGUUGAAGAAGAUACAGGGGUACAAGAAGAGGGAGCUUGAGAGGCAGCUUGCAGCAGCAAAGGACUUUGCAGAGGAGCAGGUUGCAGAGAAAGUCUCAUUGAACAGGGGGAUUUCGAUUAAUGCUGCGCACAACUUCUUGUCUGGGACGGCAGAGAAGGACGAGGAUAUCAUUUUCUGAUGGAGGUUGGUUUCUCUGUUUUUCUUUAGAUUUUAUGGUUUUCUUGUGAUGCUGCUUGGUUGUUGAGAAACUUCUUUUCGUGAUUUUUUAAUGGCUAAUAUCACGCCAUGAAUAAGAAAUCUAUUUCCAUCCGUUUCAGACAGAAUGUACAUACAAUCAUGGUUAGACAUUAUCUAUCCUGAACCCCUUUGCUCAUUAGUUAGUUUACAUAAUUCUGUUUCUGGGUUUCUUGUUCAUGAAUGAGGAUUGAUGUUGUACCUAUACUUACUGUAAUCAAGUCUAGAUGAUACUUAUUAUUGUCUUA
Messenger RNA from Magnolia sinica, 1294 nucleotides. RefSeq names its product V-type proton ATPase subunit D. The record is from RefSeq and is a predicted model, not a curated record. Gene Ontology annotation, molecular function: proton-transporting ATPase activity, rotational mechanism. Gene Ontology annotation, cellular component: vacuolar membrane; proton-transporting V-type ATPase complex. The transcript is spliced from 2 exons. Bases 205 to 990 code for a protein of 261 amino acids. NCBI's taxonomy places the organism in Eukaryota, Viridiplantae, Streptophyta, Magnoliopsida, Magnoliales, Magnoliaceae.